UGAGCCUAUAGCCUGACCUUUGACGACACUACGAAACAUCCCUCCUGCCUUUCUAUUCUCUUUCUUCAUUGCCUUAUAUUUUUAUACAGCAUGGCAGAGGGUAAGCAUAAGUGAGGAAUUGGAUGGAGAAGAUAUUGUACAACGGGAGAAGGAGGUGGGGGAUAGAGUAUGAUUGGAAUGAGCCUGCUGGAUUAGGCCAAAAGCCUAACCAGUCCAGCACUCUUCUUCUCAGAGUGGCCAACCAGUUUCCCAGUGUACUUCAUUGCUGAGUGGGGAUUCCAACCCUUGUUUCAGUCACAGAACUGUAAAGUUGAAAGGAACCCUGAGGAUCAUCUAGUCCAACCCCCUGCAAUGCAGGAAUAUGCAGCUGUCCCAUAUGGGGAUUGUACCUGCAACCUUGGCGUUAUCCGCACCAUGCUUUAACCAACUGAGCUAUACAGCUGAAAUCCAAUGCACUAACCACUAUACCAUGCUCUCUCUCUCUCUCUCUCUGAUUGGUAAUGAAGCUGUGUGACCGCCCCAAAACCUUUACAGGUGCAAACAGCAUUGAAAGCAUGUGACUGCCUUGAUAGCAUCAGGACCACAAAUCGUCAGAAAUGUGCCGUAAAGGUUUCCUGCUGCAUUACAAGCCCCCACAGCUAGGGGAGGGAGUCAUGACAUAAAAGCAGCAAACCUGGUGGUAAUAAAGCACCUUUCUCUUCUCUGCCAAAAUUCUCCCUUCCCCAAAGCAGCUUCAACUAGAAACAACAGCUGAUUCUAAUACUUAGGUUUCUGUGUAAUGUGUAGGUUGGCUGUGAAAGCCCAGUCUUAAUCAAGAGAUUCUGGCCUUGUAAGCAGAACUUAUGAAAUGUCCAGCGUUUCACAGCAAGGAAGUGUGCCUGGGUACACAUUACCACUUCAAAGCACGGCCAGGUCAUUUUCUCGGUUUGGGAGCCAUCAAAACACAGCAUGUUGGGGUAGAUACAGGAUAAAUAUGGGAUGUGACUCACCCAGUGUGUUCACCUGUGUACUCUGCAUCCUGCGUGUUGGAUGCGGAGUACACAGGAAUAUGCGCGCAGGUUUUUUGUUGCGUAGGUUACAAACAUGUGUUAUUCUGAUAGGAGGUUCUAUAAUCCCCCCACCCCCCAAGUGCAUAGGGGCUUUUGCAGACCAGCAGCAGAGAAGCAUCAGCAAGCGCUGUAGCAUGGCAGUAUUCAGUUUCCUUCUGCAGCAAUUACUGAGAUGCAUGAACAAAAGCCACCUUCUGGAGAAACCAAACACCAGAAGUGGCAUUCAUUGGUUCCCACACAUGCACACAGCAGCUACAAUCAGAGGUGGAGUUUGUUGCCUAGGUUAUCCCAUACACCGCCAGCCGGAGGGAGGGCUGCCGACUCAACGGUUCUGCACUUCAGGAGUCCUGUUUGGCAUUCAACUGCGGCCCAUGUGUCGUGUGCAAAAGAAGGAGGGAAGCAUGAACUGCAGAGCAACCCUCGGGGAGAAGCAAUGUGGUCCCUUCUCCCCUUGUGUGUGCAGAGCCAGGUCAUCAUCGCACAAGACAGUUCAGCACAACGCCUGGCCUAACAAACGUUUUCACAACUGCAAAAGACCGCAAGGCACAAACCCCGCAGGUGUCGCUCUCAGAGGUUUGUCGGGAAAUCCUUUUGCGGUUCUUGGAGAGGACAAACACCUUUUGAGGUUUUGCAAAAAUGAGCAAGAAUAUCAAAGAACUAAGGGAAGCGCUGCAAAGGCAAACCCAAGAGACCUUGAAACUUCAGGAAGAAGCAACCAAAUUCUCAGUGGAAUCCCUCACACGUCAAGGGUGUUCCUCUCCUUCAAACCUCUUGACAAGUUCAGGCGCUACUUCUCCAUAUAGGAGCAACCUAAAUGCACCAUCUUCCAGGCUUGGCACACUGGCGGAGGGCUCCACGAGUUCUACCUGUAGUACAGCCCCUGCUGCUGCUGCUGCUGCUGCCGCCACCAGCAGCCCUCCCAAAAUUGUAUACACUAAAUAUGAAUUGGACAUUGACAUGGAGACCAGUAAAAGGCCCAAGAAAUGUCCAGGGAAAGGGAAAGAGUCCAUUGAGUCCAUCUUGGAAGAAUAUUCUCAGCAAGUCAGAGAUCUGCAGAAGAAGCUAAAUGAAGCUACAGAACAACAUGAGCAACAGAAAUUAACUUUAAGACAGACAAUAAUUGAGUUGCAGACAAACCUUCGGGAGGUAACGAGGGAAAAAGAGUCUUUAACUGAUCUCAGGCGAAAAGAGUCUCAAACCCAAGAGGAUCUCAAUUGCAAGCUGAACGCUACAAUCAAUGAGCUGCAAACAGCCAAUCACCUUCAGGAGGAGAUGCUGAAGGAAGCCAACAACCAAACAGAACAUCUGAAGAAGAUGGUACAGGGCCAUGAAGACAUCCUCCAGGAACUUCGCAAUGUCCUACUGGGCUAUGAAGAAAGUUCGGGAAAGAAGAUCUUUGAUCAGGAGAGCAUCACAAACCUUCACGUCUGCAACCUUCCCAGGGCUUUCAGUAAAGUCCUGCGAGAUCUAGAUACGGAGAUGUCCCUGCUCAAAGCGAGGCUUACUCCAAUGGAAGAGCAAGUGGACAUGGUGAGGAGAGAAUCACAGUGCAAAACUGAAGCUUUGCUUCAACAGCAACAAGAGAGUGUUGAGAGACUGAUAAGUGCACAUGAAAAGGAAUUGGAAGCUCUGAACGAAAAGCUGAACAGCUCUCGCACCCAUGCAAGCAACAUCGAAAGCCAGCUGGAGAUCAUCCAAGAACAAGCACAAAACCAGAACUCAUUGUACAUGCGACAGAUCAGUCAGCUGGAAAGCACUGUGUCCUCACUGCGUUCUGAGCUCCGAGAAUCAAGGAGGAUGUCUCAGGACAAGAUAGAAGACCUGGAGAAACAGCUUCAUUUGGUUCAUUCCGAGAUGGCCGAGGCUCAACAUGAAAGGGACCAUUAUAGCCAGGAAACUGGAAACUUGGACGAUCAGGUUCAGCAGUUGGCGAGUGAGCUUCAUAAGAAAGAUAUGGAGCUGAAUCUGGAAAAAGAGCAGAACAAGCGGCUCUGGGAUCGGGACACUGGCAGCAGCAUCACCAUCGACCACUUGCGGAGGGAACUGGACAACAAAAACAUGGAACUGCAGCGCAUGGAGGCCAUCGUGUCGUCCAUGAAGAUGGAGUCCCAGGGGCAAAUGGAACGUCAGAUGUCUGCAAUUAAGGAAAAGAAUGAAAGCAUCGAGAGGAUGGCCUCCAUGGCCUCCCAGCAAGAGUCCACCAAAGAGAUGCUCCGCAAAGCCGUCGAGGAGCUGACGGAGAAGAAGGUGAGCUUGGACGCCGCAGAGAAGCACGUGGCAGAGCUGACCUUGUGCCUGCAGGAGAAGGAGAGGGUGAUCGAGGCGACCAAUGAGGAAAUCCAGAAGCUCCGCGGGCGCGUGGACGGGAAGCUGCAGGAGCUCCAGGUGCUGAAGAGCGAGAGCGACCACAUGCGGAGCGUGCGCUCGGAUUGUGAUUCCCUGAAGCUGCAGGUGGUGGAGAAGGAGAAGGUGAUCGAGAUCCUGCGGAAGCAAGUCGAGAACAUGACUCAGAUCGUGGGCCAGCAUAGUCGGACGGCUGGGUCGAUGGAGAUGGAAAAAUGCCAGCUCGCGAAAGAAGUCAACGACAAGAAAAUGGAACUUCAAGAGCUUAAGAUUUUGCUGGACAAGAAAGACAUCCAGGUUCGUGAGCUGGAGGCCAGGCUGAGCGAGAUGGAGCUGGAGAAGGUGAAACUGAUGAACGCCAGCUCUGAGAGGCUCCGGGCACUGAAAGACGUAAGCAUGGAAAAAGAAGAGCUUAUGAGUGAAGUAAAAAGCAGCCGUAUUGAGCUCGCUACGCUCGCAGAUGAACUGGAAAGUAUGAAGAGCAGCUACCGAGAUAAAAGCGAAGAGUUGGAAACCACUGUGGGCAAGCUGAGAGUGCAACUGAAGUCCGCUCAGAUUGAACUGGAGCAAACCAGGGCCACUGUAAAGACUAUGGAGGGAUCUGAUGGCCACGGUAAUCCAAUGAAAGUUGCAAUGGGGAUGCAAAAGCAAAUCACAGCCAAGCGCGGACAGAUAGAUGCUUUGCAGAGCAAGAUUAAGUUCCUGGAGGAAGCAAUGACCAACGCAACCAAGGAGAAACAUUAUCUGAAAGAAGAGAGAAAUAAGUUAACCCAGGAAUUGAGCUGUGUGGCUUCUUUAAACAACAAAAUGGCUGGAGAGCUGGAGGUUCUUAAGUCACAGGAUAAACGGUUGAGAGAAAAACUUGCUACCAUGGAGGCAGCUCUGGAUAAAGCUUCUAUGCAGUUUGCAGAAUGUCAGUGCAUCAUGCAGCGGCAGGAGCAGGAAGCGAUGCGCUUCAAGCUUCAGCACACUUUAGAUGUAAAAGAGCUGCAAGGACCGGGGUACCUGAUGGGGUCCUCUUUGGCCAGGCCACGCCUUUCAACCUUACCUCAUUCCUACUCUUCUAGUGCACCAGCAUCCCAAGCCUUCGCUGGCCACAUCAUACCAUCCAGGGCCAGCUGCUCUGGCAAGGACGACCCAUUACGAGAUUUAAAGCAGCUUCUCCAAGAAUUGCGGUGUACCAUCGAUGAGAUCCCCUCUACCAUUCUCCCCAGAAGAGAAAGUGACAGCGAGCCCGAUUCAAUUCUGGAAGGCACAAGCAAUUUAUUGGACCUUGCAAGCAGAGACUGCAUUGGCAGGAGAUCACAUGAAACUUACAGCAGGGAAACUGCAGUCCGAGAUAUGCCUUCCGAUGUCAGCAUGGGGCAAGAUAGUUUCAGCAGGGACCCUUUAACGUUACAUGCUACAGACCUCGAAGAUUCAGAUGCUACCCUUCCCUUCACGUCCAGUGGGUCUAAAGGAAUCUUCAGUUCCACUCCUCGUUUUACAUCUUCGAAUAAACUGUCCCCAGAGGAGAGGUACAAAGACAGGUCUCCCGUGCACUCACUGUUAAUGGCUCAGCUGGAUGACCUGAAGGUAGCUCCUGCAGCCUGUUCAGAACGUCGGUCAAGUCUGAAGAAGAGCAGCUCCCCGGAAGCUACAUCCUCUUCUGCCUGUAGAAAUAUCUCCUUUGCCACCUCUUCUAUUCAGGCAGGGGAAGCCAAUGGAAACGCCUGCAGGAAAUUACAGAAUAAGAUGGAGAGUCUGCAAAACUUAGUGGAAACAUUGCAGUUGAAAAACCAAGCAAUGUCUACAAUGAUCCGAUGCCAGGAAAAGAAGAUUGAGAAGGCAAAGGAGAAGGAGAAGAAGCUGUCCAAAUGAAAUGUGGUGUGGUUCUCAAUCGCUCAGAUGUAUGUAGAUUGUGCUCUGUUAAAUGGAAUGCUAAAAGCCUACCGUUACUGUUUAAUAAUAAAAGUGGCCAUAGUUUUGUAAUCUGCCUCUCUGUAUAGAAAAAGCAGGUUUGGCAAACAAAGUGCCAGGCUCUUGUUGGCAUAAAAAAGGCAGUGGCCAUAUUCAUCAAAUGGCGAGUAAAAAUGGAUGGGCUUAGCUACAAACAACUCCCUAAAUGUUCAUACCAUCUUAACUUGCAUCUUAUCCUUUAUUAUUUAAAUAGGA
Zootoca vivipara (common lizard) is the source of this 5546-nucleotide messenger RNA. It is a transcript of the gene CCDC158, whose product is annotated as coiled-coil domain containing 158. NCBI's taxonomy places the organism in Eukaryota, Metazoa, Chordata, Lepidosauria, Squamata, Lacertidae. The record is from RefSeq and is a predicted model, not a curated record.